Molecule: messenger RNA, 2730 nt
Organism: Brenthis ino (lesser marbled fritillary)
Lineage: Eukaryota; Metazoa; Arthropoda; Insecta; Lepidoptera; Nymphalidae
Source: the annotation of a GenBank genome assembly
AUGCAUGACACGAUCGUACGCUUAGCAGACGUAUGGAAGACGUGCAAUAAGAUCCGCGCAGCGGUUUUCCGAGUUGGACUCAACUUGUGGGACUGGUACCGCCCUCUAGACCCUGAAGGGAACUCGCUUAUCUCUGAGUCUAAGUUCGUGUCGGUGCUGGCGGGCCCGCUGCGCGCCGUGGUAGGCCUGUCGGAUGCGGAGAUCGCGCAGGUGGCGGACUACUUCCGGGCGCAGGACGGCCGCGUGCUCUACCAUCAGCUUUGCCAGAUUAUUCACGGCGAAGAUGCGGGCGGGCGGGACAAGACUAUGGCGGACUGCGUGCUGGAGGCGUGCCCGCCGCCGCGCGAGCCGCAGUGCCGCCGCCUGGACCAGUGGCAGGCGCGCCGGCUGUGCUGCCUGCUCGCCACCAUCGCGCAGCGCAACCUGCCGCUGCGCCCGUACUUCCAAGACUACGAGCUCGUGGCUAAGAACGACGGGCGCAUCACCUUCGCGCACUUCGCACGCAUCCUAGACUACAUCGGCGUGAUCGUGUCGCCGGAGGACUUCAACCUGCUCGUGCGCCGCUACAUCAAGGACUCCUACACGCUGGACUACGUCGCCUUCCUAAAGGAGAUCGAGGCUGUCAAGAACGAGGGCAUCCAAGGUCUAGGCCCGGAAUACAAGCACCCUAAGGCGGUGAUAGACACGACGUUGCCGAAGCAGCCGCGGGUGGCGGCGGGCGCGGGCGCGGCCGACGCGUGCCACCCGACGCUGCAGCGGCCGCCGCUGCCGCGCGCGCUGCUCGAGCUCAUGCUGCGCGUACAGGAGUUCGUGCUGCAGAGGCGGAUACGCGUGUCGGAGUUCUUUAGAGACUACGACCCGCUGAACAGCGGUCGCGUGACGGCGUCUCAGUUCGUACGCGCGCUGGACGCCAUGGGGCUGGGCGCGGUGCUACGCGCGGGCGAGGCGCGCUGCGCGGCGCGCCAGUACGCCGACCCCGACGACCGCGGCCUCGUCUGCUGGCGCACCUUCGAGGACGACUGCGACCAGGACGAGCCAGUACCUACCUAUUACCAACUCAUGCUGUUCUCGUCACCAUUGAGUAACGUAUUCCCAGUGUUCACAACAAAAGAGCUCGAGAAGCACCCGGAGCUAACGCCGGGCGACACGUCGGCGGUGGCGGCGCUAGGCGCGGCGGGCGCGCGCGCGCUGUCGCCCGCCGCGCUGGACGCCGCGCAGGCUGCGCUGAUGCGCGUGCGCGCCGCCGUCGCCGCGCGCUCCGUCGACCUUCGCCCCUUCUUCAGAGAGCACGACGAGCACAACAACGGGCACGUGUCGCGCACGCAAGUGCGGCGCGUGCUGGCGCGCGCGGGCGUGCUGGUGGCGCCGGAACAGCUGCGCGCACUCGAGCAGCGCUACCUCGACGACUGCGGCUUCCACUACGUCGCGCUCCUCGACGAGUUAGAUGAGCGUCCGGCGGAGAGCGCGACGAUACCGCGGGCGAGCGCGCCGGCCCGCGCCGCGCGCCUCGCCGCGGCCGACCCGCACGAGACCGACAUCGUGCAGAUACUCGCCAAGAUCAAGGGGAAGAUGGUGCGCGAAGGCAUCCGUCCGUACGAGUUCCUGCAGCAGUUCGACAAGACGCGGUCGCGCGUCAUCCCGCGCAGCGACUUCUACCGCGGGCUGGCCGCCGCCGGGCUGCCGCUAACGCCGCUCGAGAUGGACACACUCAUGGAAGUCUUCUGCGCGCCGGGGCGGUGGCGCGAGGUGGAGUACGAGCGGUUCUGCACGACGGUGGGCGAGGCGCUGACGCAGGGCGGGCUGGAGCGCGCGCCGAUGCUGGCGCCGCUGCCGCACGUGCCCACGCGCGACUCGCCCCUCAACUACCUCAACUUCGAGGAGCGCAGCGUCGUGUCCGGCGCGCUCGCCAAGCUGGCCAAGUUCCCGGAUCAGCUCUCUAAUAUACUUGAAGUGUUCAAGGUAAGAGUUAAUAACAACGGUCGCGUGCAGGACGCGGACCGCGAGCGCUGCGGUACGCUGCCGCGCGUGUCGGUGGAGCGCGCGCUGGCGCGGCGCGGCGCGCUGGCGCUGCUGUCGGCGCGCGAGCGCGGCCUGCUCUACAAGUGCUUCGGGUACCGCCGCGGCUGCGAGGACGAGAUACUUGAAGAGUGUACAGUUUGCGUGGACUGGGAUAAACAUCACCAAAGGUACACAAAGGCACGAGAGCUUUACACAGCACAUAAAGAAGAACCACAAAAUAAUUCACAGGUAUUCUAUAGCGCUGACCUCGAAAAAGUGAUCAUGUUGCCAAGAGAUGUUGAGCAAGUACACAUCUGGCUCGAUAAUUGCAGCUCGCAAAACAAGAAUUGGCUUUUAUAUUCGAUGCUCAUUCAAAUGAUUAACAGUGAAGCCAUUGCUACAGAAAAAAUAACUCUGUAUUACUUUGAACCCGGUCACACUUUCAUGAGCAGUGAUCAAGUGCACCAUCAAGUAGAGUUGGCCAUGAAGAAAAAAGGAAAAAUUUACGAUUUCUCUGAUUUUGAAGAGUGUGUGUCUUCCAUUAAUAAGUCAAAAGUAAUCGUACAGUCUAUGUUGCCAGAAAACUUUUUGAAUAUACCAAAUUAUGUGUCACAAAGGAGAAUCCAAACAUCCAACCCAAGGGCUUAUUUAAAAAAUAUGGUUGAGGUGGACUACAGAGCCCUCUGCAACGCGCUGGACAUCCUGCACGCCACCUCCAGCGCGCAGCCUUGU